Molecule: messenger RNA, 1910 nt
Organism: Helianthus annuus (common sunflower)
Lineage: Eukaryota; Viridiplantae; Streptophyta; Magnoliopsida; Asterales; Asteraceae
Exons: 4
Coding region: 170-1786 (538 amino acids)
Molecular function (GO): metal ion binding; phosphatidylinositol binding
Source: RefSeq, a predicted model, not a curated record
UACAUGAAAAGAGGCAAAGAUAUAAGAUAAGUCUCAGUCAUCGUGUAGGAUUCGUAUUUCGUCACGCAUAGUAAACCCUAACCCUCAUCCUCACACAAUCUCCUCUCUCUCUGAUCGAAAGCUUUUCACAGUUUGAUCAUCACAACGAACGCAUCAAACACAUGGAUUGAUGGAUCCCCCUCGCAAAACCUACCCGAUGGACGAAUCAAAUGUUGUUCGAUACCCUAUGAAUCAUCUAGAUCAUUAUGAGUCUAAUUUUCCUACUCAAAAGGAUGUAAAUAAUCAGGCUUCUGAAGAUGUUGAUGAAAGUAGCAACAUCAGUGAUGUAAGGGAAAUUCAGGAUCUUAACAAAAAGAUGUCGGUACUUGAUGUUGAGAAAACAGAUGCAUUGGUUGCUAGUACGGUUGAAAGUGAUGAUACUUGUAAAGAUUUGGAUUAUAACCAUGAUAAAGAAAGUCAAUUUUUUUAUUAUGACCCACCCCUUAGCGAAGAUACUGGUGUUUGGAUUCCUGUUUCGGUCCCACCAAUGUCAGAAAGUCAACGUGAAGAAUGGAACAGAGGUCUCCGUAUGAACUCAAAUUACUUAUGUAAUAAUGAUAUGGAAUGGGAUCAGUUUGCGGGAGAAGAGAAAGAGUUUACGAUGUGGGAUGUUGUUCUUGAUAUGUUGCUUGCAGCUCAAGGCAAGAUGAGAUCCAUAACUUCUGGUGAUUCUUACGCGUAUCAAAUUUCAUGGUUAUCUGACCAGCUUCUUGAGCACACAUGGAAAGAGGUGACUCAUACUCUUACGGAAGCUAAUGCCGACAGUAUAAAGGAACUUCUAGAAGCCGAACCACCAAAGUGGUUGGCUGAUAGUGUUGCAUCUUAUUGUAUGCUCUGUAACGUGCGGUUUCAUCCUAUAAUGUGUUCCAGACAUCACUGUCGGUUUUGUGGUGGAAUCUUUUGCAAUGAGUGUUCUAAAGGAAGAAGUUUACUACCUGCAAAGUUCCUUAAAGGAAACCCACAACGGGUCUGUGAUGUGUGCUGUGUUCGGCUCGAGUUGGUUCAACCGUACUUAAUGGACCGUAUUAGCCGUGCAGCACAACUACCAACACAGGACCUGACUGACCUUAGUACAUUGAGAUCAUGGCUUAACUUCCCUUGGGGACAAACCAUGGAAUAUGAGAUCUAUAAGGCUACAAAUACCAUUCGGGGUUACUUUAAGGUUGGUUCUUUGACACCUGAAAAGUCAAUACCAGAUUCUAUAUUGAAACAAGCAAAAGGGCUUGCGAUUCUCACUGUUGCAAGAGUUGGCGUGAUGGUGACCUACAGUGUCGGUACAGGGUUGGUUGUUGCUCGUAGAGAUGAUGGAUCUUGGUCCCCGCCAUCUGCCAUUUCAACAUUUGGUAUGGGUUGGGGAGCCCAGGUUGGAGGGGAGGUUACUGAUUACAUAAUCGUGCUCAGAAACAGUGAUGCAGUGAGAACAUUUGGUGGAAAUGCACAUUUAUCGGUGGGAGCGGGAGCGAGUGCGGCUGCUGGUGUUGUUGGUAGGGCUGCUGGAGCGGAUUUCCGGGCCGGUGAUGGUGGAUAUGCUGCCUGUUAUACAUACAGUUGUAGUAAAGGUGCUUUUGUCGGUUGCUCACUUGAAGGAAGCAUGGUGACAACACGCGUGCAAGAAAAUUGCAGGUUUUAUGGUAACCCGUCGAUUAAAACAUUUGAUAUUCUUCUUGGUUCAUUGCCUCGACCUCCUGCUGCUGCGAUUCUUUAUGAUGCACUCUCAGAACUGUACAUGAAAGUUGAGAGGUAUUGAUUGUUUCACAUAUAUAUAUAUAUAUAAGCGUUGUAUAUAUUCUUUGCACAUAUGAUGAAUUUGUUCAUAUGAAUUAUGAUGAUUGUUGAUUAAUGAUGAUGAUUAUGGUAUGUGUUUCUCAUUA